Messenger RNA from Medicago truncatula (barrel medic), 2230 nucleotides. RefSeq lists its product as uncharacterized. Bases 56 to 2230 code for a protein of 724 amino acids. The record is from RefSeq and is a predicted model, not a curated record. NCBI's taxonomy places the organism in Eukaryota, Viridiplantae, Streptophyta, Magnoliopsida, Fabales, Fabaceae. The transcript has 3 exons.
UGCUGGCUACUACUUUUUCGAUCUGGAUUGUCAUCAAAUUAUAUUAUUUGAGAAGAUGGAUCAGUAUAUUCUUCAUCGAAGUUGGAUGUACGAUAGAAAAAGACCGGGGAAAAGGACACUUAAAGCUCAAUUUAAGGAAGGAAUUCGUGAAUUUGUUGCUUUCACCAUGUCGCAAGAUAUUUUUAGAAGUGAGGGAGGGAUUAGAUGUCCAUGUCUUAAAUGUACGUGUAGGUUGAUUCAGAGCCCAAAAGAUGUCAUAAAACAUUUAGAGGAUGUUGGUUUUAUGGAGGAUUAUUAUGUGUGGAGACAUCAUGGUGAACAAGAGCCGGAUGAGUUUGAUGUUAAUAUGCAGGCUUCAAGUAGUGGAGCACAUACACAGUGUGAAAACUUUGGCCUCAUGGAAGAUAUGGUUGGUGACGCUCUCGGGGUGAAUUUGUCUUACAAUGAGGGCAUUGAAGAGGAAAUAAUCCCGAAUGAGAAGGCGUUGAAGUUUUACUCAAUGAUGAAAAAAGUAAAUGAACCGUUGUUUGAAGGGUCAUCUCAGUCGAAGUUAUCCAUGUGUGUGAGGCUUUUAGCUGGAAAGUCAAAUUGGAAUGUACCAGAAGAAUGUGCGGAGUACUACACGAAAAUGAUGAGGGAUUCGACUCCUGUACCAGAAAAUUUACCAUUAAGUUAUUAUGAAGCUAAGCAAUUGGUGAUGAAGUUGGGAUUGGAAGAAAAAAAGAUUGAUUGUUGUGUUAACGGGUGCAUGUUGUUUUACGACAAUGAAUUUGGUAAGAAUGAUGGUGCGUUGGAGGAGUGUAAAUUUUGCAAUUCACCAAGGUAUGGAGUGAGUGGCGAUGAUGUUGAUCAUAAGAAGAAACGAGUCGCAGUCAAGUCAAUGUUUUACCUGCCAAUAAUACCAAGACUGAAGAGAUUGUUUGCAUCAAUGCACACGGCUGGUCAUAUGACGUGGCAUUAUUACAAUAAAACUGAUUCAGAGGUGAUGCGACAUCCUUGUGACGGAGUGGCGUGGCAGCACUUUGAUAAGGUACAUCCUGAUUUUGCAAACGAUCCACGUAAUGUGAGACUUGGAUUAUGCUCUGAUGGAUUUACUGCGUAUAACACAGCCUCGGCUAGGCCUUAUUCUUGUUGGCCAAUAAUUGUUACCCCAUAUAAUCUUCCUCCUGAGAUGUGCAUGACAAAACCUUACAUGUUCUUGAGUUGUAUUGUACCAGGACCGUCGAACCCAACUGACGGUAUUGAUGUGUUUUUAGAACCCUUAGUUGAUGAUUUGAGAAGGUUGUGGGUUGGUGAAGUGACAUACGAUAUUGCAAAGAAGGAGAAUUUCACAUUGAGGGCAGCUUUAAUGUGGACUAUUAACGACUUUCCUGCAUAUGGCAUGUUGUCUGGAUGGUCAACUCAUGGUAGAUUAGCUUGUCCUCAUUGCAUGAAAGAUACAAAGGCAUUUUACUUGAAAAAUGGACGAAAGAAUUCGUGGUUUGACUGUCAUCGUUGCUUCACACCAGACGAUCAUGAAUUCCGGAGGAAGAGGAAUCAGUUUAGGAAAGACACAAUUGAAAAAGAUGGUCCACCUCCUAAGAAAACAUCAAAUGAAAUAUUCCGUAGAGUCAGCGCUCUAUGGAGAUUUCCAGAUGUUGGCCAAAGAGUCAGAUACGAAGGAUACGGUGUAGAACACAAUUGGACCAAAAGAAGUAUUUUUUGGGAUCUCCCUUAUUGUGGCUGUUUUGGUUUGGAGUGUUUGUGCUGUUUGGUAGCUUUUCGGGAGGAGGUACGAAUAUUCUUGGAAGAGUCACGAGAAUAUUCGACCUAUGAAGAAUUAUCUGAUGCGAUCAAGCUGGAACUUUGGAGGAAGGUAUCAGGACCCGGGACAAAGCAUAAGUGGUAUGGUCUUGGUCGGAAUGCUCCCCUCAUGGAGCAUGGAUCUGUAAUCAAUGAGCCUUCAUUUGGAGAAGGGUCUUCAAGUAACCAGGAAACAUUGCCUCCUCAUGUGAUUGCCCAGAUAGAACAUUUGACACAGGAGUUGCAGGCUCGUAAGCUAAUGGAGCAAGAGUUGCGGGACAAGAUGGAACGGGACGCUGAGCAAUAUAGAGCAUUUCAAGAAAGCGUUGAUCGACGAUUUGAGGAAUUGAUCGCAAGCACAUCAAGGCGAGUUGGUGUUGAAGAAAAUGGUUCAGAUGAGUCACACAAUCCCAACAUUGAGGAGGAUGAAAGUGAUGACACCAAUUAA